AUGCUGCGCUCCGUUCUGCGUGCGGCCGUACGCUUUGAGCCUCGCGUGGUGCAGCGCACAUUUUCGUGUGCGUGCCCCGUUUUCCAGACACAAGGCAAGGUCGCAUCUUCGGCAGAGGAAGCGAUCCAGGACCUGUCCAAUGACGACCUUGUGCUUGUCGGCGGAUUCGGACUUUGCGGCACACCCGAGACGUUGAUCAGUGCAAUUACCAAGCGUGACGACCUGAACAGUGUUACAGUUGUGUCGAACAAUAUGGGCGUGCCUGGAAAAGGUCUUGGCGUGCUUGCCGAGGCGCAAAAAAUUGGCAAAGCGAUCAGUUCGUUUGUUGGGGGGAACCGUGCAUUCACGAGCCAGUUUCUCCAGGGCGACGUUUCCAUGCAGCUCAUUCCCCAGGGUUCGCUCGCGGAAAAGAUCCGAGCGGGCGCCGCUGGCAUCCCUGCAUUCUACACGCCCACGGCCGUCGGUACAGCCGUCGAGCAAGGCGCGCUGGUGAUGCAGUACAAGAAGCAAAGCAGCGAGGACAAGGAGCAAGGCAAGCCGCUCGAGCCGAAAUCAUUCACUCCGCCGCGCGAGACACGCGAUUUUGGGGGGCGCAAGUUUAUGCUGGAAGAGGCCAUUUUUGGCGACGUUGCACUCAUCCACGCGAAAAAGGCCGACGAGGCGGGAAAUAUCGUUUUCCACCGCACUGCGCGCAACUUUAACGAUGUGAUGGCACGCAAUGCACGCAUGACAAUUGUCGAGGCCGAGGAAAUUGUCCCGGUGGGCUCGAUAGAUCCCGACCAGGUGCACCUUCCCGCCGUGUAUGUAGACAAGAUCAUCCAAGCGCAAGUGCCCAUGGUCGUGGAAGUGCUGCGUUUGCAGGAGCAGGAUGAGUCGCUCCUCAACUCGGAGGACGGCAAGAAGCGCGAAAGAAUUGCGACACGUGCGGCGAAGGAACUACGCGACGGUAUGUAUGUCAACCUUGGCAUCGGCAUGCCCGGCCUCGUGCCCAAUUUCCUGCCCAAGGGUGUGCAUGUCACGCUCCAGGCAGAGAAUGGUCUUUUGGGUGUCGGCCCGUACCCUGCAGACAAGAGCGAGGUCGAUCCUGACCUCACAAAUGCCGGAAAGGAAUCCGUCACUGCCAUGCCGGGCGCUGCUGCUUUCGACUCUGUCGCGAGUUUCGAUAUCAUCCGCGGCGGCCACUUGGACGUGACGAUGCUCGGUGCAUUGCAAGUCGAUGCCAAAGGCGACCUCGCAAACUACAUGAUUCCCGGCAAGCUCGUCCAGGGCAUGGGCGGCGCGAUGGAUCUCGUGUCGAAUCCCGACAAUACGCGCGUGAUUGUCCUCACCGAGCACGUCGACAAGUACGGCAGGCCCAAGAUUGUGCAAAGCACCGAGCUGCCGCUUACAGGCACACGCUGUGUCGAGCGCAUCAUUACCGACCUUGCCGUGUUUGACGUAGACAGAGCGCAAAGUGGGCUUACCCUGAUUGAGCUCGCGCCGGGCGUGACGGAAGAAGAAGUGCGCAGCAAAACGGGCGCUUCGUUCCAUGUUGCGCUCAAAGCCUAG
Malassezia vespertilionis is the source of this 1548-nucleotide messenger RNA. RefSeq names its product 3-oxoacid CoA-transferase. Lineage: Eukaryota; Fungi; Basidiomycota; Malasseziomycetes; Malasseziales; Malasseziaceae. The record is from RefSeq and is a predicted model, not a curated record. Bases 1 to 1548 code for a protein of 515 amino acids. The transcript has a single exon. Gene Ontology annotation, biological process: ketone body catabolic process. Gene Ontology annotation, molecular function: succinyl-CoA:3-oxo-acid CoA-transferase activity.